Molecule: messenger RNA, 31932 nt
Organism: Cinara cedri
Lineage: Eukaryota; Metazoa; Arthropoda; Insecta; Hemiptera; Aphididae
Source: the annotation of a GenBank genome assembly
GGGGGGAGGAAAGGAAAAAGACAAAUAUGAUUUUCUCGGGUGAGUAUUUACAUAAACCCGCUGACAUUUAAAAUGUUAUAAAAUUCUAGAACAUCGCAUUAAUUUUGUGGUUUAGAUUAGAUUUAUCUACAUGGCGAAUUUCACGCUUCGUAUAAUCGACUUGGGAAACGUCCCCAAAACUCGUCUGAAUGCACCAGAAUGAAUAUUAAAACGUUUGUGAUUACGCGCUAAAUGAAAUUCGAUCGGACAUCACACCAACCACAACACAUUUUCAAAACGAUUACGAUAAUUUAUAUCCGCCGUAUUGUGUAAAAAUUCGUUUUGUUCGGUACUCCCCGGACAUUAGAAUUUCCAUAUUUUCCAUCCAUAACUAAUGCGUUUUAAGUAGACGAACGCGAUUUAACGAAAAUAAAUUUGAAAAAAAAAAAAAAUCACCAUCCGUUUUCGAAUAACCGGAGCGCGAAAUGACAUCGGCGGUUGAAAUCGACCGCGUCCGAAGGCGAACGGUUUUGUCCCGGCGCGAGCGAACGGUUUUGUCCCGGCGCGAGCGAUGGCAUUGUUACCGUCCGCUCCGCCCGCGUUCAAACCGUCCAGUUGGGACGUGCCAAUUAUGAAAACAACGUUCGGUUUUAAUCGCGUCGCCCGCUCGCAAAAUCGCGUUCGGCCGCGCGCACGCCGCAACAAGUUUCGCAAGAACCGGACGCCGGGCGCUCCGACAAACGCGCACCGUCCCGCGCACUGCGACCGGUACGCGCUACGCACCACUGCCCCGCGGCCGACGUUGUAAUCGCACCGGCCGGCGAAUGAUAACCGCGCCCGCCGUGGGCGAGAUGUCGCGGAAUGAUUGUCGUUUCGAUACGCGCGCGCGCUCGCCGUGAGCCGCGUCCGCACUGUACGGCACCGCGAACGGUAACGAUCGCUAGCGGAGGCAAAUAUGCCCGAACGUUCGGCGACGUUUUCAAUAUCCGUCCACACUGUUCGACGGAUUCCGACGCAGAGCGUUCGUUUGCGUUCGGUCAUAUGUGUGUUAUCAUUAGCGUCUUAGUAUCUUUUUCGAGGGGUUGGACGUUUUUUUUUUUUUUUUAAUACGUUUAAUUUCAAUAUCGUUAUUUUCUUUUUAAGUUUACAAAUGUGUACAAUGUCAAGUGACGAUGAUGAAUAAUUACUCGCGAGUGCGAACUUCAUAAUUUUACAUUCACUUUUAAAGAAAAACAAAAAAAAAAAACCUCGACGUCGGCGUUGGUGGAUGCUUCGGAUCCCAUAAUGCAGGGUGGUUUUCAUGAAGUUGAAUAAGUCCCAAACAAUUUUCAUCGGUCCAGUUGCACUUCUCUAUUUUUUCCAUUAUUAAAAUAUAAACAAAAUGUGUGGCCGCGCGUCUCCGUCACCGGUAACAGACUAGAAUGUUACGAUUUGCGAUGCGCGUCGACAUCGUACGUGAACAAAAACUGUUGCAAUAAUCCAAUAUUUGGUACGUCGAAAGGGACAAAAAAAAAAAAUAAAUAAAAAUUGGUACAACUGGAUAAAAGUCACUUCAUAUAUCUACCGACUUCGCUAUAUUGAUAAGCUAUUGAGCAUUUGUAACUACAUAUUUACGUUUUGGGUUUAAUCACUCGAGCGAUUUUUCAGUUGAAAAAAAAAAAAAAGCGUUUAUCGGACUCGUUUCGCACGCCAUGCCACACACGCAUACGCACGCGCACACACACGUGCACGCACACACACACACACACAAUGGUCUGAAAUGCAUUAGUUAACAUAAAAUACCGCAGUAUAAACUCAACUUCGGCAGGGCAGCAUUGUAUUAUUUCGUACUGCGUACAAUCUAUUUAAUAAAUGCAAAUUUAAAUGAAAGGUACCUGACAAUAAACUACGCUAUUAUGAUUUACGAUUGCCGAUCGGACACCUUAAGAUUAUUACAAGUGUUUUCAAGACACAGGUCAGUGGUGAAACCCGGGAGUAUCUCCGGUAUGGACAGCCCACCCUUGAAUCCUAUUGUGUAUAUAAAAACCUAUACAUCGAAUUUGUGUACUUAAUCUGGGCCUUGAUUUAGGGAAGCAAUUGAGCAUUUUGUAGUAAUAUCAAUAGCCCAGGCAUGCUCCAUUUCUCCCUCUUGAAAAAAUUAUAAUUGCAUAACCGACACAAGUAUUUAACCUAACCUAUCCUACUAUAUUACGUAGGUAUGCAAAUAUUAUAAUAAUAAAUUAUGAUCGUGAAUAAAAAUAAAUUACAUUUUUUUCACGUAUUUUUAAUGUUGCUUCAGGGUUACCUACCUGUUGACACACAGAUUUUCAUGAUAUUUUUUUAAAACUGAAUUUUAUCCAUUCCGAUACAGUUUUAGACUGUUAAAAUACAUCUUAUUACUUUAUACACAAUAUAAACAAUAACAAUACAAGUAAACAAAAAAAUGAAUGAAUGCGUCGUCUGGAGUAUUAUGAAAUGUGUAUUCUACGAUCGGUUUCGAAUUGAAAAUUCAUCGUCAGGUGAAACCACGAAGUCAAAAAGUAAAACGCGACUGAAUGUGAAAACAUAAAUGAGGGAAUACAUAUCAAAAAAUUUAUAAAAUUGGUCGUUUUAUUAAGAAAUAAUUUAUUUUAAUAGGAGAGACUAUUUAAAAUGAGUUGUUAUUAGACAUGGAUAUAUUAAGAUAAAUAAAUUGUUAGGUUAUUAUUUAUUACCCAAAAUGUAUUAAUACAAGAUAAUAUUAAUUUUAAAAUCGGUUUGAACAUUUAAAAUAUUAUUAAAUUAAUUAUUAUUAUUUAUUAUCCUAUUGUAUUGUAAAAUAUUUGGAUAUAACGCAAUAAUUGCAUACUCCUAUGUAUUAUAUAUUUUCUUUAAUAACAUUUUUUGCUAAAACGAUUGUAGUCGAAGUUUGAUAUUAAAAUUCUUAAAAAAAUAAUUCUAUAUUACUCUCAAUUUUUUUUUUAACCAUAAAGUACGACUUAUAUCGAACUAAUUGUUAAAUUUUCUAGCAUUUCUGUUUCGUUUAACAAUUUUAUUUACAGAGUACCUAUCGACCUAUCGAACAGAAAAAAAAAAAAACAUGUAAAUAAAAUAUCUAUAAAUAGCUCAAAGUAGCUAAAAUGUUUUUAAAAUUUUACCACGUUUAGAAAAGACAAAUAUAAGUUUUCUGUUCAAAUUUUAAGUCUCUACAAAUAUUUUUAACCGAAUAAAAACAAAACAAAACCAACGAAUUGAAAACAUGUCACAUUUUUACAGUUUUUACCCAUUUAUUGGAAAAACUGCUGGGAAAAUUAAAAAAAACGAUCUUUAAGUAUCACCCCAGUCAGAUCGUAAGUCAAAAUCGGAACAAAAAUGUUGGUAGAAAAGUUGUCCUCGGGGAAAAAAAAACAUUAUUGUAAAACCAAUCGGUACAUUCCUCGUCCGAUCAGAAUCUAAAAAUGUAGUAAAGGAAGACAUUUGAGGUAAUGACCCCUCUGUAUGUGUCAUUGGUUUAAAGUUUCUACCGAUUUCUUUGAACAUCUGAAAUUCUGAGAACAUUGAUUAGGUACAAGGUACAAAGUUUACGUAUAUUGUUUACUCUUGAUAUAACUUUGAUUUAUGUAUCUUAUUCAGUAUAUUAGUGUGGGUGUAGGUUUAGGUCGUUCGUGAUUAUAAACAUAGAAAAAAAAAAAAAAGAAACGAUCAAUCAUCGAGUGAAUCCAUGAUAUUUAUUUUUCACUCCAACUGUUCGUCGGCCUUAACCGUAUGCAAUGCGUUGCGUAUCAUCAUUGUUUUUGAUAUGUUUAUUACCGAUCUCCUAAGCGUGUCCGGGAAUCGAUCGGGCCUGAUUUCAAUUAGUUCAAGGUUAUAGGUGUUCGUAUUUAAUUAUUCAUGGCGGACAAUAGAGAGGAAAAAAAAACAAACAACCGUAGCCUAUGGCGCCUGCUACGCCUGCGAUAUUAGCAGUUUACAAAUAUCCGAGUGUUUUUUUACGCAAGUGCGAUAUAACGACCACACGCAACUCGUCGUGUUCCGUUCGUCCAUUUCGACCGUUAUCACGACAGGUCGGUUGUUCGACACACGUUUGUGUCGAAACGGAGCGCGGAUCCAGUGACCGCGGACGGGUUUUACGGGUAAAAAACACCACGCGCGUUUCGUGCAAUUUACACAGGCACCGGCCCGGGUUCGCCCGCGCAACAAGCGCCCGCGUCCGCGUCAGCGUCGGGGUCCGGGCGUUGAAGCCGGAGACGCCCGGCGAUCCGCGCCGCCGUCCGUGUCGGUGGUGCCGGUCAGCGGCGGCGGACGGGGGUCGAGGUCGCGCCGACAUUACCGGGCGGGCCCCUCCCCCCCCGGCUACGCGCGCACAGUGUCCGAUUAAGUUUAUGUCAUCGCCGUGAAUUUUCGUCGGCUUCGCGACACGCCAAGACGGCCACGCCGGGCGAGGCGUCCCCCGGCCGUUGCACGAUACGAAUAUUACCGUUUUUUAUUAAUUAUCUUUCGGGCGUAUACCGCCGCCGCGUGCGAGUCCCCCGGGUCGGCUUUUCGCUUCGGUGAUAUUUCGCUGCGAUAAUCGCCGCGGGGCGAAUCGACGGCCUUUGUUUUUGCUCCGGUGAUAUCAUCGCGCGCCGACGAGACUUCAGGCGCGUGCCGCCCCGGCGGAUCCCCCCCCGGUACGGCGCCGUUGCCGUGCGUCCACGCCGUAGUUACCCGCGCGCUCAUUUGUCCGCGUUGUCCGAUUUCUGUGCGCCGCGCGGUUCCCCGGCUAUACGGUAGGGUCCGGGCGGGCGGCUGGCCAGUCUGCGCGCCCCGCGGGGCUAUUGUAAACGAUUACCGUUGCCGUUCGUGUUCGCGCCGAUCGGCGGUACGCACUGCGACGACUCGUUUACUUCCGGGGUACCGUUUGUUUAGCGUUGGGCCCGAUUCACACUUGUCGGACACGUACCGGCAGACACCGUACCGUACUCACACUGUCGAUCCAACAUCGUUUCGUUUCCGACAACUUUACCGUGUACCAUUUGAAAUGUGUUUAAACAAUUUACGAACCGUGAUUUGGCAAUGAUCGCCAUUGCUCCGGUAACAAUAAUAAUAAUAAUAAUAACAACAACAACAAUUAGUCAAUAUUACCGGGCAUGCCUAUAGAUUUCGAGACUUCAUUCCAGCACGGUUCUUUAUACGCACAUGGUCACUAUAUUUUUUUUCGCGUGACAAUGCAUAGAGAGAGGCGUUCCGGUCCUCUGACGAGUUCGGUCAAUAACUCGGGAAGUCCGCGGGAAUAUUAAUUUAGUUUAAACAUUUAAAUAAACAGUAAGAAAAUACGAGACGGCGUUUACCCGGACGGCGAAUGCCAGCGAAUGACGGCAGACGGAUAAAAUGUGUCCGUCGUUCAUUCGCACGCGUCAGUCAGACGUGUUCCGACCCGUUCGGACACGGGCCGUUCCGGCGAAACAUCCUCGCGCGGAACGUCGCACGGACGCCGCCGGAUCGCGGGCACGCGCGCGAACGGAACGGAACGUUCGAACGCGAAUCACCCGUGUUUCAACGCGUAUUAGAAUAUUUCGCGGCACGGUGUCCGUCGGUACGCGUCUGACGAGUGCGAAUCGGGCUUUGCCGUUAUUUUUCACCCCGUAGCAUUGCGUAUACACCCGCACGCGCACGGACGCACGUCACGCCACUGCGGCGUUCUCCCGACCACUUCAACCCACGUUGUUCACGGGUCCGCAAAAAAUGACAGGGCGACGCGAACCGCGGGUUGAAGAUUCUCGACGCAGAGGGUGUUGACCAAUUGUCCUCAGUCGGGCAUUUAAAAAAUGUAUUAGCUGCCCUCAACCAAAUGUAUCAGUCAGGGGCGUCUCCGCGUAGGGGGAGGGCGAAAUAAUUAAAUUUAAAAUUAAUGAUUGAUUAAAAAAAAAAAAAAAGACGGACAUACUUUGCACGAUGGGUGGACCACUGUUAUAGAUGAAAAGUUGAGAAGGUAAGAUAUUGAGGGAAACUUAAUGUAUAUCUGUACCUAAGCAAAUUUAAGUAUUGUCAACAAAAAUGAUUCUGAGCGGAGCUCGGUUAAUAGUUCUGCUCGGGGUCGUCUUCGGGUCAAUUCCAUAGGAAUCCGGAUCAAUCAAAAUCUUCAGAACAAUUUUUACUCUUGAAUAACACCGCUUUGGUCAACAAAACCUUAAAACCUUUGUGUUUGAUGUCAUUUCAACAUUUCUAAGUUAAUAUAGAUUAACUUAGAAAAUUGCAGAUGUAUUUUACAAAUAUAGUAAAGUAGUACAAUUUAAAAGUUAAAUUAAUUUUUUAUUUACAUUAAACAAUUAAUAAUUAAAAAAAAUAAUAUGAAUAACAAAAAUAAUAAUAAUAACAAUUAAUAAAUAUUAGAUGACCAAAUCCAAAAUAAUUUUUCAUUUUAAGUAGCGCUUUCCAACAAUUUGAUCUAGAAUAUUUUAAUUUCGAUAUAUAUUUAACCAUUAGGUUAGUACCUAUAUUUCCUCAAACUUUUCACCUUUUUUUUUUUUCUGAGAAACUACAAUGUUUAUUACUUAUCAUUGAAAAUAACAUAUUUAUUAUUUUAUUAUAUGUAUAUAUUUUUUUUAUAUCCACUACGUGGUGGCGUCAUAUUUUUACCUCCUUUGCUAUUAAUACGCUAGUUUUUGUACGGUGAUCAUGUAAAUAAUUAUAAUAUUUUGAGGGUAACUGUUAUUUGUUGAGCAAUUGUAUUGAUUUUCCUGACGUAGAGCCCAAAUCCAACGAGGAAAGCAAAAGGAGGAAAAGGAUGUUUGGCGAGGAGUUGGUCCGGAAAUUAUAUACGAGAAUGAGAUAGUGUGAAUGUUUGUGUGUUGUCAUUCGGUCUGUUAAUAUUAUGAAUUUUAUAUAUUUGAUGUACAUGAUUAAUUAUUGUAUCAUACUAAAGGUAUAUUUUAAAUCUAAUGACUUUCUAUCUUAUCUAAUCAAAUAUAAUGGCAUACAAUUCACUCCAGAUAAUAUAAUAAUAAUAAUAAUACAAUAAAAUAUUAUAUAUUAUAGAAGAGUAACAUUAAAAAACAACAUCGUACUAUUUACCCCAAUCUUAUUUUUGUUAUGUUCUUAACAGUGUAAACAGUUUAGUAUAACUUUUAUUUUUAAUAUAUUUUACAAUUUUUUUUUGAACAUAACAAAAUAAAAAAGUAUAAAACCAAAUCAAAUUUUGACGAAAAUCGUAAAUAUUUACGUCUCUUUUUUAGAGACGCCAGACUUCUUUUAAGAACGUAUAUAGUUUAAAGUUUAUUGCCAAAGAAAAAAAAAUUGUUUUGUUUAUUUGUCCGUUUGUGGUAUAAAUGUACGUUUAAAAUUAUGCUUUGACCCUAUCAUUUAUUACUCCAUAUGCAUCAUAGUAAUUUAAUAGUUUAUUAAGUACCAUGGAUUAUGAAAGUAUAAAUAAAUAACCAUAGUUAAACAGUGUAAUAUUAUGCGAUAAUUAUAUUUUGUAAAUAAAAAAAGUAACAUUAAAAGUCUAUACAAUUUUGUACUAAUUCUUUAAUUUCUAGACGACUGUGGGGCUGAGGAAGUAUGGCUCGUUCUUUUUCCCGUGUUAUUAGGCACCUAUAAUAUGUUAACUUCUUAAAGUCUCAUAUACCAUUAGCAUGAGGGCCUGCAUAUUUAAACUAAUCAUAAGCAUCUUAAUUAGAAGUUUAUGCGUCAUAAUAAAAAUACGCUGCGCGCAACUUGAAUGUGGUUUGACAGAUACACCGUCAGAAUAUGAGUGGCAUGAAAGAAUACAAUUACCACGUGAAAUAUGUGAAUUGUUCACUGGAAUAUAUCAGAACAGCGGUUCAUACAGAAAAAAUAAUGGUUCCGGUAGUCUAAAUGGAUAAAUUUAUGACGAAUAAUGUCAACCUCAUGAAAGUUAAUGGCAAACACGCGCGAAUAUUACAUUCAUAACAACAUUGAAAAACUAUGUAGACCAACUUCUAUUCAAAGACGAGUCUGUGUUACACUUAAUUUAUUUUGACCAUUAAGCAUGACUUAUAAUGAACCUCCUGUCAAAUCUUCUUUUUAGUCUAUCAAUUCUAUCACAGCGAGUUCCUACCAAAUAAAAAUUACAUGAAAUACUUGCAAAAUUAAAAUAUCUAUAAUUAGCUCAAAAAUGGCUCAAAUAUUUUAAAAAUUUUACCACAUUUGGAAAAAGUAAAUAUUUCAAUUUAUUUUUCGGGGCCCCCAUUAGACCGGGGCCCUGGUCUCGCGCUCCACGUGCUCUUAGUGUUAAAACGUCACUGAUGCCUCCAAAUAUGGAAUUUACCGACUUUAAAAUAGGUUUUUACCAAUAUUCUUUUGUCCCAUGAUACAUAAGUGAUAAAUUUAACCAUAAUAAUAUUACGGUAAUCAUUGAUUCAAUAAAAUGAUAAAACACAAAAAACUAAGUUUAUUUAAAUUAUCCUUGAAUUGUUUACCCAUCGGUCUGAAUAUCUAAGUUCAACGAGAAGGGAAUUCCACCUCCGUCUUUAUUCCCGGCCUUGAAUGACAUAAAAUUAUAUGAAAUCUUAAGGUUCGUGAAUUUUUUUUUUUUUGCUUUUGCGUCUCUCUUUUAAUAUUUAUGAAUUUCCAAGCACUGAACAUAAGUAUAAUCUAUUAUUAUAUAUUAUUAUAUAGCUGCAGGUAUAUGGCUAGAAUUGGUCAAGGCCAAUAAUAAUUAAUCAAAUUCAAAGUUCACCCAUAUUAAUUGCCCAACAGCAAAAAUAUUGAUUUCGUUUGUCGGAUCUUCUGUAAUACGUUGUGCCGAUACGUAUUUAUAUUAUUCCCGACGUAACGUUUUACCCGAACAAAAUGUAAUAACAUUAACACCUGCACAAUUUAGAUUUAAAAAUACAAUAUUAUUAGGUAUUACCUAUAUGUAAUAAAUGUAACAACAUGCAAUUCGAUUAGGUGUAUAAUAUGUGAAAAUCAUAGAGUAGGUAAAUAAAAUGCACGUUUUAUCAUUAUAAUAUUAAUAGAGUAUUUUAGAUUAAUUAAUACGUUUUUAAUGAAGGCGUAGAGUGUACCGUAUAAUCACUAAUCGGUGAAAAAAGUGGUGGAAACGGAUUCUUUCAAUACGAUGCCACGAUGUCUGUGUGUACCAAGCCAAGUUCAGAGUGUGCUGUUUAUCGGGUUUGGUAACGAACGGUCGUCACGUGCUGUCGCGCUCAGAUUAAAUGCUUCGAAUUACUAAAAAAAAAACCGGGUAAGUCUUAAUAUAAUAUUAAAUUCUUUUUCUUUCAUUUUUCUUUUUACAUAGAAAAAAAAAAAAAAAACCAUCCGCGUGUAAAUAUAAUAUAACUAUAAUAGAAUAUUUUUCAACCCGAUAGACGUAUUAUUAGGUAUGUUUUAAUAUUUUACGUAGCUCGCCUGUGUCGUAAGCACGUUAACAGUCGUAGUAUCGAAUCAAAAGAAAUAAAUACACAGGUUUAUAAUAAUAGUAUCGUAAUAAUUAUGGCCGUGUAAAUUUUAAUAUCGUAACGUCGUGCUUUGGUCGAAUUUCGGAAACGCUUAUUUUCGGAUUUAAAAAUAGGCACACCGACCAAUAAUGUUUUAUCGAACCGUACACAACAAUGCAAUAUUAUAGAAUUCCAAACGGUGUAUGUUUAUUUUUUUUUGACCGACUAAAAAUGUUCUAUAACUACGCGAUGGUUUUUCGUACAGACUGUUCGUGGGCAUUUUAAUUUAAUACUAAUAACAGUAUUAUUGCUGUUCUAUUCGGUACUUCUAGGUCCUGGCGAACAAUUAUUUUUAACGAUUCGAUCAAAAUAAUAAUUAUCAAUAAAUACCCGUCUUGGUGAAUAAUGACGAUAUUCGAUAGUUAUAUUUCAAUAAUUAAUUGUUUUACACGCUCUUAUACGGUUAAAAAUCUAACGAGCAUGAUAGGCACACCUAUAGAGCUGCUGCAGAUUACACUAUAUAUUAUCAAAAAUCGAUUGGUAUUGCCCAUUUCACUUACCUAGGUAUCUACAAAAUCAAAACUUAAAAAUAAAAUCACGUACCGUCACUCAUUUAAUAGUAUAACGAAACCCGCGUAUUUCAUCCAUAUUUUUACCGAUAAUCUUACACCUAUCACACCCUGCUCGAGUCGUUUUCAGAAUGCAAUUAAAUACUUACAUCAAAAAUAAUAUGCACACAAUCGCUCAACAUAAUACCCGUAUGUACCUGUAUAUAUAUAAAAAAAAAAAAAUGAAUAAAUAAAAACUUUAAGUAGUACAAUAAUAUAAUAUACUUUUGAAAAAACAAAUAAAUAAAUAUAUCACGUAUAGAAAAAUAACAAAAUAAUGGUUAAGGUGUAAUGGUUGUGUGUAAAAACGACUGGUUUCGAUUAAAACAAAUACAUUAUCAAAUAUAGAACAGAACAGCAAAGGUGAAAAAUAAUACGUGACUGAAUAAAAAAUCAAAACGAGAAACGUAUAGAAAAAAUACUAUUUUUUACACGAAAAUUUAACCAAUUUUAUAAUAAGAGAUUGAAAAACGCGACGAGAUGACAUAGAUUUAAAUUGUUUUUAUUUAUUAUCUAAAAAAUAUUGUUUUAAAAAUAUGUCCGUAAAUUCAAAAUAUCAUUAAACUUAUUUUUCUGAACUUUGUUAUAAAUAUGUAACUCUUCCAAUAUACAGAAUAAUUAACGUAAACGUAAUCUUGACCGUUCAACAUCUUCAAGUCGUUAUUUAUAUCAAAAUUAACGGUACGAGUAUUUACUAAAAUAUCCAUUUAAAAAUUCGACUUAGGAGAAAGUUUCAUUAAUUUUAUUUCACAGAUAUUAUUAUUAUUAUUAUUAUUAGUAUGCUUUUUAUGUCUGUACUAAUAAAAUUCCUAAUUAAUUGUGUACAUAUUACAACUGAAUUUACGUUUAUAUACUCCAGCGUUAUCAAAAGUAUGAGAUGUUUGCAUGGAGUCAUCAGCACUAUAGUUUUUCGUUUUUUAUGUGCUCCUCGUUUAGAUUUUUUAUUCAGUCGCGUAUUAUUUUUGCGCCGUUCUAUUACCGGAUGACCAUUAUUUUUUUCAAUUCGAAACCGGUCGUGCUCACACACACAAUACUCCACUUUAAUACUACAGGCUUUGUUUUAUUAUUUUUCAAUACAUAUAUAUAUAUAAAUUUAUUUCUAUAUUUUUUUAAUUUGAUACGAUCUGGUUGCAAUUAAUAAUUUUCUGUAAGACUUUAAAAAUAUUUUCAACGUAAAAUAACUAAAACAGUAAAGUUGUUUUUGAUAAUGUAUACGUACGUACCUACCAAUUAUCGUGCCUAGUAAUUAUGCGCCUGCAGGGGUGUGUCGGAAUAAUAUAAUAUGCAAGCAUAUUUUAAUAGGUACAUAAUAAUAUUAUUAACGAUAAUUUUUCGCAAGUUAAAAAUUGAUUAUUGUGUAAUAUUACACGGGUAACAGAUAAGGUAGGACCCGAAUUCGAUUACAUUUAACAUUUUCGAAGAAUACGGUGAUAAAUUACAAAAUAUUCAGCACAGAUAGAGGUAUAAGGUUUAUACUACGGUUUUGUACGGUUGACGAUUAAAAUAUUUCGCUCGUACCGGUUAUUCUUGUCUUGAAAUUCAUAAUAUCAUAACGUGUACGAAAGAUGAUCGUAAUAAACUUAUGUGGCGCAUCGCCAAUUCUACAAUAGUCUAAAGAAGUUUAGUUCAUGAUCUGCAAUAUUCAAUCGUAUAUCCACGGUAGUUCUUUUUCGGUCAUGACGAACGUGACAAAUAUUAAUGAAAAAGAGGAACGCGCCUGGUAUAGGCGUACCUGUACGUAAAUGCAAUUAUUAUAUUUUUACUGUUAAAAUUAGGUUGAGGUUGUAUUAUUAUUAUUAUUGUUAUUAUAGUCGGAUAGCAAUAACUAAGUAAUAAACAAUCCAAAAUGUAAGCCUUUACAUAACGUAUACCUAUAUAUACAGGUAUAUAUGGAGCCGAAUUUUUUAAUUAACAAGGACAGGAUUGUUUUGACGAACGCCCUUGGGUCGAGAAAAAAAAAAAUAUAAAUAAAUAAAAUAAAUUAAAAUAUUAACAAUAAUCGAACGAUUGUAACGAUAGAUUUAUAAUGUUAUAAGGUGUCGCUGCGGCGAGCGGCGGUUACGAUUUGCAAUUUUUAAUUUCAUUAUUAUUAUCAUCAUCGUCUUGAUUAUAAUAUUAUUCUCCCGUGUCUCGUGAACUAUUAUCGAUUACAAGCUGGUACAAAUUAUUACUGCAUUAUAUUCUUAUUAUAUAAAACACGUCUUAUGUAACGAGUGACAUUAUAGGUGGCCGUUAUACGCGUUAGUAUGGGUAAUUGCAGAUUAUAUUUGCUUAAUUUUUCUCAUAGCGUGAUAUAAUGAUAUUACAUUAUAUCGGUUGAUGCAACAGUACAGUAUCAUGCCAAGUAUCUAAUGUGCCGAGAUAAUAAUAAUAAAAAAAAAAAAACAAAUAAAAAAAUCAACAUGCUGAAUACUUUGUAACUAUUUUCGAUAAUGUAACGAUUAUCAUUGUUAUUGUAUAUAGAUACGCGUACAAUAUUCAACGAUAUAACGUCGUGUAAUACGUUUCGUUCAAAUCUCAAAAUUAUCUGAUUUUUUUUUUUUUAUUCGUUUGUUGUGAAUUUAAAAGAAUAAAAUAAAAAAGUUGAUUACGCAUCUAAAUAAAAUAAUUUCAUAUUGCACGGGCAUUCAGGAAUAGCUCAAGUCCGGUUUUUUUAUAUUGUGUAUCUCUCAUAAGAUUAAUUUUCAACAAUACCGAUUGAAAAUUGAGUGGGUAUACGCAUAUGGUGAUUACGUUUAUCGUUCACAAUUAAGUUUUCGCCGUUCAGUAACACGGUGUGAUAAAUUAACUUAAUAAUUUAACUCCGAGAAAGAUAAAUAGGUAUUGUAUUGUUUAUUGUCUAAAUUAUGUUAACGAAAACGAAAUGUGUAACAGUGUAACAUUCGGGGUUACGUUAUGGGUUUAAACUUUUCGUCAAUUUUAAAGUUACACGAAUCCUGGUUUUUAAGGCCGAACCCGGAAGAAACCAAAUUUUCUUGAAAUUAACGAAUCCGAAUAGAAAUUUAAAAAUCAAACGAGUGAAAAUAAUAUAUAUGUCCCCUAAAAAUAUAGGUAUUUCAAUUGAUUUUUGUAUUUCGGCUCUUUUUCAACAAAAAUCGGUUAGAAUUUGUACUUCUCUAGUUAGUUUAUUUACUAUAUUUUUAAUGUUCAUGAAUUCAACAGCAUCGAUAUUUUUAAAAUCUAUAGUAUGUUUAAUGUAAUUUUGAUGCUGUAUCACGCAUUAUUUGUAAAGUAGUUUCGAGUUGCGUUUGUGAUCGUUAAACGAAAUAAUAAAAUUUUAGUGUAACAGAUGGGAAAAAAAAAAUAGUAACAAAUUGUAUAAUAUUAAAAUAAAAUAAUAUUGUAAUGGCCGAGUAAUACGUAGUAAAACUGGCGCAAUUUGUGUAUAUUGUACUCGGCGACUUAUAACAGCAUCACACUGCAGUUAUUAUACCAUACUAUAUCGUAUAUUCGUAUAAGAGAUCAGUACAACAUUUGUAUAAGUACGUACACUGUUCUUUUUUUGUCCCGUUUCAGUUUCCGGGACGGACGACGAAUUGGUUUAGGCGCACGGGCACUUACAAUAAUAAUAUAAUACGUCUUCCCACGUUUUUUAAACCAAAUUAUUAUCAUCGCUGCACCGUAUUUAUAUACAUAGGUAUACAAACAACUGCAGCAGUAUAGUCGUCGCUUUAUGAAUGGAUAAUUGAGCGGUUUAUCAUGUUAUUUAAUCUAUUAGCGUAGUUAUAUUGACUGAUAAAUGCAGACACUUUUAUGAUGCAUUACAGUAAACCGUGCCAAGGUCAUUUAUUUCUGCAGCUGCAUAACCCCAAAAUUAUAAUAAUGAUUCGAUUUUUUUUAUCAUUAUUAUCACGAACGGAACGAUGAACUAAAUGAUAAUAUGAAUGAAUAUAUAAUGAAAUAAUAUUUAUUUAGUUGGCGAUAUUUUUGUUUCAAAAAGUCGUUAAAGAAUACCAAGCGUAAAUUUCGAUUAAAAAUUAUGUUUAUCUUUUAGGUAUGCGUAAGUAAACAUUUAUCUACAAAUUAUCAAUUGAAUGAUUCAUUGAAUAUAACUGAGACCAAAUAUUUAUUUACGUAUUGGUAAAUACGGUCGUAAUAACUAUAUAAUAACUAUAUUGAGAAUUGCCGGAAUAAACUCAAGUAUAACGUGAACAAUAUUCGAUUGUAUAAAAUUCGGUUUUUGGCAUAUUGUGCACAUUGUGCAAUAUUGCAAAUCCCUUUUUAAGAUAAAAAAAAAAAAAAAAAAACAAUGCAUGCUUAUAGUUUAUACUUGAAACAUGAAACCAAUAAUACAGUUAUUAAUUAUAAUUCGCCUAUAUUGUAGUUCUUCAGCCUUUAACAUUUUUUAUCUUCAUAUUUUGAGAAGUGUAUACAACUAGAUUCAAAAAAUAUUUUAGAUAUCCUAUUAGAGUGUAUCAGGAUAAAUAUAAAGAUGACUUGUCUAUGUUGUAAAGUGUUUUUUUUUUUUCUAAGAGUUUUAAUAUUGAAUUUUGACGAACAUCGUAAAUAUUUAUUCGCUCCGAACCGUUUUUCGUUAUCAAAUCUUCCCGAUUUCCCACCUACAACAGUGGCAUACUCGUCCCCAGUAUGUAUAUUUUUUUUAAACGAAAUCCAAUAAUAAUAUUUAAGUCGUAACAUGAAUGCGUUGUCAAUUGUUUAGAACUUACAAAAAAUAGUUUGCAAAAUAAAUCGGCAUUAUGCUAUUAUGCGAUACGAUUAUCAUUUUCGUUAUCAAAAGAAUUCAAUAACGCUGUAUUGAAUACGAGUAAUACAACAGUAAUAAUGUAUGAAUGAAUGUAUUAUUUUCAUGCUAAUUUUAUCUUCGGUACACCUAAUCUUCUGAGGUUUACUUAAAUUAUUUUAUUAACUCGGGACAAUGCGAAUCGUUAAGCCGAGUAUACGCGUGUAACAAAACUGGCAACAGCUAAGAGCGAAUCGCGUGGCAAAUGCGUUAGGUACUCGUAACUACCACGCGUAACGAGUUUGCCAAUUAUUCGUUCGAUGAUUGACAUUGAACGAAAUCAAAUAACGUUUUGUGAACUUAUUUUAAGUUGUAAUUGCGUAAAUACUCGUAUUUCGUGUUACCCGGAAGAAUGUUUUGUUUAGAUACAUUCAUAGUUACGCGCCAAUAAAUCAAACCGUGUGAAGCUCGAAUUUUUCAUAAUUGCCGUGAGCUUUAUUCUCGGUUACAAUGAUAUUAUUUUAAAUUUCUAAACACGAAUUUUAGUCUUAACGUUUGAACUGUUCGCUAAAAAAAAUCAACGCGUUCAAUUCAGAGGUUGUUGCUAUGAACAAAAAUUAGUAGAUUUCAAUAUUGGAUACUAUCAAUAAAACAUCGAAAUAAUACCAGAAAGAAAAAACAUGUAUAAAACAGCAGCGCGGGACAUGUACAUACAAGUACGGUUAUUGAUAAAAAAAAAACCGUUUAUUUUGUCAAUAAAAAAAAAAAACUUUUUUAACUGGUGAAUAAUUUAGACGUAUGUAGGUACAUUAAUAAAAUAAUUGUAUUAAUCUUUGGUUUGGUAACAAUGGCAAAUCAACGAAACAUAUAAACGAUACCUACUGUCUAUCUCAUAUCUCGAUAGAUAAAAUUUCAUUACAAAAUAUUGAUGUAAAUUUGUUACGAGUUGCCUACGAGUUGUUAAGGUUGCCAAAGUAGUUUUUAAAAAAUACUCGGGCAAACAAACCCGAUUAUUAUAUUAUAAAACACAUAAUAUGUAAAUUAUAUAUUAUAAUUCAUAGUAACUGUUUUUUGUAUACAGUUAAAUUUUCUACAGAUACUACUCAUACUACCCAUGUACGUUUCUCACCACUGGUACCACCCAUCCAACCACUACUAAAAAAUGGUAUACAUUACCACUAAUGGACCUGUAUCCUGAGCUCGGCGCCACAGAUACAAGUGAUAUAAUGGUAUUGCUAAAUUGUAAAUUACAAUAUAAUAUUAUAUCAGUAUAUGAAUCAUUGAUAAUUACACUAUCUAUCCAAAUGAACGAUAAAUGAACGAAACAAAGUCGUUCACAUUCGUCUAAGAAUUGAAUGCGUUCAUAAGCCGUUCACGAAAUAUCGAACUCGUUCAUUCCAAACACUGAGUUAAGGCAUAACGUCUUAUAUCCACGUCUUGUUAGAUUUCUGAACAUAAAUUGACUACUAGCCAAUAUUAAAUAUAAUAUAAAGUGAAAAUGUAAGUAGUACUUAAAUAAUUUUAAAAAAUGUCCUGUCAACUAGGUAACAAUUAAGAUUUUUAUUUAUACACAUAAAUAUAAUAAUAUAACAGAGUACCAAACUCUUUUAAAAUUGUACACGGGACUAUAGUGUAUAGUUUAAAAUACGUUUAGAAACUGGGAACUUAGUCGCUCGCUCCUAACUUGUUUUUAUAGUAACAGCUAGUACCUAUAGGUAUAAUAAAUUAUUGAAUUUCGUUACGCGAGAUUCACGUCUAUCGUUUAUGUGUACAACAUGUAUAUAUUUUUUUUUAUUCUUGUAAGGAGAUUAACGGGAAUAACCAGAAAGUUUUUUUUUAUAUUAGGUUCGUCUGCGAUUUGAUCCGUAGAAAGUGUAUACGGUAAACCUAUUUCAAUCGUUAAUUCCUAUAACGAGGGUUAGGUUAGGUAGAUCUCGAUCACUCUGAUCCGUAAAACCAAACCGGAAAACUAUAAAAUAUUCAUACGCCCUGUGGGUACUCCGGCGCGCAGUGGUGUAUUUGUAAAACAAUUCUUUUAAACUCAACUAAGGUUAUCUUGUAUUUUUUUUUUUUUUUUUUUAAUAAUUUAGAAAACUAAAACGAGCACUGAUGAACUGCUGACGGGUGUGCCACUGUUGUAGGCAGGAAGUAGAGAAGGCAGGACACAUGGUGUAUAGUUAAUCAAUUUAUAUAUGUAUAACGAAAAACGAUUCUGUUAAACACGUUAUGAAAUGCUCCAAUUUUUAAGAUUUUUUUUUUAACUUUCUAAACAAUUUUGAUCACAUAAAACUAAAUGAAAACUAAAAUAACUAGACAUUUUCAAAAGGUUAUCUCGAAAAAUCGCCAUAAUGUGUUGAAAAUAUUUCUGUGCAUGAAAAAUGCUAAUAAAUAAGUACUAUAUAUUUUCUGGUCCCUACACUUUUAAAAAAAUAACACAAUCAAGUAUAACGGAACCGUUGUUACGUACAUUCAUCCGUUUUUCGCCAGUUAUUAAGUAGAACACUACAAAGUAAAUCAAGAAAUGACCUGAUGCAAUUGAAAAUCGGAACAGGAUUUUUUAUCGAAAAGAUAUAGAAGAAAAACAGAUAUAGGAGAAAAAAAACAUAUUCUAGUAUUCGCUGCGCUCUAAAUCUAAAAUUUAAUGUAAUGAAAUUAUAAUAACAUGUAGGUAUCUAUCGUAGGUAUACAUCGUUUCGCGGACUGUUCGGUGCCGAUUAACAAUUAACGCCGUACAGCGUACGCGCGUUCCGCAAUCGAUAAAACUCAUUAUCAUUUUAAUUUCAUCUGUUUCGUAGUCGACAGCUAUGCCGACAAGGCCAAAGCAUAUGUUUUAUGCGGCCGACGAAGUUCCGAAUGAUACGCAUAAUAAUGUAUAUAAUGUAUAGGCACACAGUAAAUCAAAGUCCGUUUCGUGCAGCGCCCAACACGUAUAAACAAACGUCAACCGAAGUGAUAAAUUCGUUCACUAAUUAUUAAGUAUUAUUAAAUUCUCCUGCCCCCGCUCCCCCGAUAAUUUUCCCGGAAGAAAAUGUUUCGUAUAAUUCUUAUACAAUAUAUUGUAUUAUAUGUAUUUUACAUUAGCGAAUAUAGUCCGUGCUAUAAGACUCGAUUUCCGUUUUAAAAAUAUUAUCUCCGGAAUUAUAUCUGUUGUGUUGUCUUCUCGAAACGACGCAAGCUCGAUAAACGAUCUUACAGUACAAGAUAAUAUAAAAGGUAUACGAGAUCGAGAUUUCACGUUCUCCUACUCGUACUCCCACGAAGUCCGCGUCCGUUAUAGCUGUCGAAAAUACCUAUCUGUCUACUUAUCCGAGAUUUCCGAUGACUAAGCGAUUAUCGAUAAUAUUAUAGUCCAUUAAAAAUUAAAAAAUAUACAGUACUAUAUUCCUAUGAUUUUUAAAUUCCUAUGUAGUAGUUAUGUGCACUUUAUUUGCACCAGUAGGUUUAACUGUCAUGAUUUCAUAUUUUUAAAAGUUUAUUUGUUAUAAUUUACACGCGUGUUGCACAUUUGUUGAUAAAUUUAUAGGAUUAUUGUUGGAAAAUUCAAUAAUUUAAAUUGAAAAUUCGAUUGACUGUAAUUCGGCAAAUUUUCGAGAUGAGAGAAAAGUUUAUUUAUACAAGUUUUUUUUUUUUUUAAAAGAAUGCAAGUUUUAUUACGCAUGCUGCGCACACUGAGAGGGUAAGAAAUUUGAAAAUCCAUACAAAAUGUGUAUUUUUGUAUUUCCUAUCUUCUCUUGAAAACCCCAUUUCAAUCCGAGGUCAUUGAACAGAAAUAUUGCGUGUUACCAUUUGAGUAAAACGCACUGUAUAUAUAUAUUUUUUAAACGAGUGUACCACCGUUGUAGAUGGGAUUUUGGAAAGGUACGCGACGAUGAAUCAUUAUAUUACGGUUAAACACGUUUUGAAAUGCCGUUAUUUUUACGAUUUUUAUUCGAAUUUGAAUUUAAAACACGUACAUAAAAAAAAAAAAAACUUUACUUUUUUUACCACUAAACACAACUAAUGAACCUCGUUUAAAAUGUUUGAUAAAGUUUUAGGUCUUUAUGGUUAUUUUUAGGCAAAUUACAAAAAAAAAAAAAAAAAAACCAAAUCGAAAAUAACGAAACCGUUUUUUGUUGAUUUAUUCUUUUUACAAAUCUACAGUUUUAUUCAGAUUUUGAGGAAAUUCGGUACGCUCGAUUUUCAAAAUAAGGGCGAGGUUACUGUAUCAACCACUAAAGGUGUGUUCGCACAUGAUUGUGGGUCUAAAAAUCACGAAAAUUGAAUUUGUGUUGUUCAUUUCUAGAUUACACGAGUACCACCGCGGUUAUUUAAAUUGACACGGGAAACGCCAUCGAUAAAAAUCUUAAUUUAAACAUUUAAGUUAGUAUUAUAAUUAUUGAAUUUUAUUUUUUUAAAUGUUACGAAAAGAUACUGUAACUUUGGGUAACGUUUUAGAUUAGAGGAGGCAUUUACUGUCUCAGUAGUCUAACACUAAUGGAUAACAUAGAACAAUUACCGUAUUUAGUACAUAAAUUGUGACAUUUUGGUUGAAAUAUUAAAGUUCAAAGACAAUCAACUAAAUUUGGUCAGUAUAGGCACGUUUCUGUUUUACUAAAAUAUUGUCAAACUAAAAAUCAACGCAUAUUAAAAUAUAGAAAAUUAACACGGCUGUAUAAUUUGUGUUAGACAAUUGUUUAAAAAAACAACGUAUAGCCCUCGAAAAUAUUCUCAUCUUUGAAUAUAGUUUAAGCUCGUAAUUUCACCCUAAACGUCACAGUUGAGGUUAUAAUUAUAGUAAUAUUAAUUUUGUUACGUUGUCCGUUAGACAGAGACAAUAAUUGCAGUUAGGCACAUUGCGUCUUUUUGACCGAGUACCUAUUAUUUGACAAUUUAUAUUGAUUUUUGUUUUAUAAUAUAAUAUUAACGCUGCUGGUUUAUUCAGAUUUCAGAUAUAUAGGUAAAUAGUUUUGAUAUUUUAAAUAAUAAUUAUGCUUUUUUUUUUUCCAUUCUACUGUAACAAUACAAAAUGCAAAUUUUCGUCAUGUGUGACCUACGAGUGUCAUUGUUUAAAAUGAUAAGGUCAAAUAAUAUAUUUCUAGUUACUGCGAGAGGACAGGUUUUUUAACACUAUAUUUUACCGCGUGCUGAUGCUGUAUAUAUCAUAAUAUUAUAGGUACUAAAUAUAUUUAUACAUUUCAAUUAAUAUUCAUUAGUCGUCUGUCGUUCAACCGUAUAUUUUUACUCGGCGCGUGAAGUUUUUGACAUUUAUCUCAAAUUCUACGUGUAUAAUAAUCUUUUUUUGUUUUUGUUUUUGUUUUUGUUUUUUUAGAAACAGUCGUUAACAUCACCAGGCAUGCUCAGAAUUGAACGGAAUAUGCCAAUUGUAUGAAUUUCCACGAUACUACGUUUCUUACACUGUAAUCCAACCUUCGAGGUGAGAUAAUAAUACAUUAUGUGGUUUUUACAUUCUUAUCGAUUUGUUUAAACAUUUUAUUAUUUUUUUUCAGCUAAACAAAUAAUAAGUAAAUAAAUCACAAAAAUGGAUUCAAAAAGUAGGAGGCCUUCGAUGGCGAAGUCGAUUAUAGACAGUAAGUUAUACACACAAUUAAUACGCAUCGUUAUGAAUUAUUGUAAUGCUAAUAUCGAAAUUGUUUGGUUAUUAGGCGCCACUUCAAAAAGGUAUAUGAUGGCAAUCAUGGGAUUUAUUGGGAUCGCCAACGCAUACGCCAUGAGAUCGGUGCUCAGCGUAGCUAUUACGGAAAUGGUAACAGACAUCCAUAAAACGGUCAUAGAUCCUAACGGAUGUCCGGGACCUUUAAAAAUGAAGAAUACUACGAAUAUAGUAUGCAUACCUGUUUUGUUUAUCCAUCGAUAGUUUCUAUAAUUUACUGUACCGAUAACUCCUAUGCUAAUUUUUCCGAUAACAUUGUACUACUAUUGAAUAUAUUAUAAAAAAAAAAAAAAAAAGUAAUUUUAUUUUUAAAAGAACCUAAAUACUGCCACUUUUGAGUACGUUUGCCUAUUAUAGGUAACAUUAUAAAAAUUAAUCUGCCAUAAGUUUUUGGCCGUGUAAUUUAAUGACAUACUAUUAGAUAAAGAUUGCAGACAUCUGCAGCUAACCGUAAUAUUGCUGUGGGUUAAGAUUAGUAGUAGAGUGGGUUUCGAAUAAUACUUUUUUUUUUUUUUUUUUUUGCGCUAUAAAUUUCAUCGAAAUCGUUUUAUACUCUACGGUUAGGUUAUGUUAGGUUAACGACUAAUAAGGUUAGUUAACCUUUAAGGUUAUCAACUAAUUUAUUGAUUAAAAAUUGCUAAUUAGUACCUACAGUGAUACAAAAAUAUAAUCGAGCUAAAUCGUACGAGUGAAAUGAACUUUUAUAGUUUUAUCGAAUGAAAAAUACCGUUUUUAUCGUUCAAUUGGGAUUAUAGAAAUCAGAUUAAAAACUUAAGACUCGUGAGCUUCCGCAUGGGUUUAACUGGGUAAUGUUACAAAAACACCUGUGAAAACGAAUCCGUCGUUUAUUUAAUUUUUGAGUUCAUUGAUAUUUUUUCUUUUUUCACUUACCAUAGUUUUCUUAUUGUUGUAAAAUCGUUUUAGGACAAUUAUUCAAGUGUUUUUUAUCCGAUCAGUACGGAAAAAUCUCGAGAAAGUUUACAAUAAACGUAUUUAAAAUCGGUUACGAAAUAUAUGUACACACAAUUUCUCGUGGGUAAAAAAUCUAUAAUUUCAUUCAUGCAACCGUUUUCUAAUUUUUUUUGGUAAAAAAAAUAUUAUAUUCGUCCAAGGGCCUUUACUGGAUUAUAUUGGUAUAUUUAAGUAUUUUGAUAAAUGAUUCAUAUCAAAUAUAUUAUGUAGUUAUUUCAAUGUAGAUUAUAAUUUAAUAUUUUAAUAAAAUGUUGAUAGUUAAUUUUGCAUUGUUAAAAUUAUCAAUUCAAACUACGAUUCGAAUAAAAUAAAUGUAUUCCGUAAUUGUAUAAGUAUGCCGAUUCCCUUUCUUUUUUCUUUUUUUUUUUUAACGAAUUAUUAAAUUAUUAACAGCAACAAAACCCUGUGUACAUUAUUAAUACUGUUAUAUACACUGUUAAUAUUUAUUUUAAAAUGAUUUGAUGAUUUUAAUGAUUUGGAAACGUAUUUCGGUCAGGUUAGGUUUAAUCAGUAUUAUUAUUGGUUUUCACAAAAAAAAAAUUAUCUUUGCAGGACGCCGAAUUCGAUUGGUCAGAAACUCUGCAAGGGCAUAUCCUCGGUGCUUUCUAUUACGGUUACGUAAUCGCUCAAAUACCCGGUGGUAUGCUUGCGCAAAAAUACGGAGGAAAACACGUGUUCGGUGUCGGUAUUUUCCUGACGGCGGUGCUCACUUUAUUGACGCCACUAGCCGCCAGAAUCGGGCCCGGUUACAUGAUCGGCGUCAGGGUACUGGAAGGUAUCGGCGAAGUAAGUGACGUCAAACUUAUUACCUAAUACAUAUAUUAUUAAGGAAACCGUUUAUUUUACAAUCGAGUUUCUAUUUUCAAAAGAUCACCUAUCUUAACAGUAAAUUUUUUUGAGCAUCAUAGAACGUGUGUAAAUUAAAUAAAAUCACUUUGUAAAGAUGACGGCGACACAUGCGCUGUCUCCGUUUUACAAAUAUGCGAUAUAGCAAAUUGCAUUUAGUAGAAACAUCUUUGUGUUGCUAGUUUUAAUAUCAGAGUAAACUAAUAAGAACGUUAUUUAUACAACAACGUAGACUUUAUUACGAGAUUUUAAUUUUCAAGCGAGAUGUAAGCGAGAUACGAAAGAACGCAGUUUAAAAAUUCAUAUAUUUCGCUUAAAAAUUAAAAUAUUAAAAAUAAACCGUCGUAUAGCUGCGUUGCAGACUGCAAAUAAUGUUUUUACCUUUAAUUUUUGAUAAUUGACCAAUUUAUUAUAAUAUUAAAACAAACAGCAUCAUAAAGUUAUUCCCGCUGAACGUAAAUUUGCUGUCGUAAGUUCGUCUUCUGAAGGUUAGGUCCAUACAAAUCAGAAGGCUGCAACAUAAGAAAUUCACAUGUAUAAAUUAAUCAAACCAAUUUUUAAGGUUAUUUGUUAGAUGAAAUCAGAAAGGAUGUUUGGUUGGUAAAAAAUAAAAUCCACUUCACUAUGAACUAUAGUGGACGAAAAUAAUCGUUAUGAAAUUCUCGGACUAUACAUUUUAACGAAAAACUAUAUAAUUAUAAUCUCUAUAUUAUGUUAAUCGGUAGGUUGUAAAACGAUGUUUUUAAACGACGCUACCGUAAUUAUUUAUAGUUACAAAACUGAUCGAGUUGUGUAUUUUUUUAUGACUUAAGUCCAUCCUGAUUCUGGUUUAAAGAUCCGAAGCCUCAUCGCGGUUGAGUCUGACUAGCAAUAAUAAUAAUAAUUCACAUGAUACGGGUACCUAUUGCGUUUGCGAUACAAUGACGUCGUCGUCGUUAUUCUUGUACGUUCGUAUCCUAUCAAUUAAUAUUAUAAACGCGGUUAAUUUGUUCGGACGGAUGAACGCUUGUUAUCCAUCCAAUCAAAAACUACUGAACGGAUUGAGCAGAAACUUUGAAUAUGGACGUAGUUUUUGGCCGGAAAUAAGCUUUAUCUGGUGAUUCCACACCAGGAUUAUAAACCACUCCCCCCCCUCCCUGAAUUCAACCCCUAAAGUGAGACUGACUCAGGGUUAUUGGUUUUUUUUUUUGGUCACUAUAGUUAAUGACAACCAAGUCACGGGCAAAGAAAUACCGUAGAAAAACAAAAAAUUACCGAACAGUAACGGUUGAACUGCGAUAGUACGGGGCGGAUAUACGAGGAGACACGUUUUUAUAUUUUUCCAUUUUUUUUUUUUUUUUUUCGUUCGUUUAACACUGUAUACGGACAAAACUGUGCGAGACAGCUAGUACAAUAUAAUACAUCUGUACAGAAAAUCGAUUGUCGAUACGUUUAAGACAAUAUAAACGAUGAUUUGUGCGUGAUGCGCAUCGAAAAAUAUAAAAACAACGACAUAAUAAGUCAAUGCAAAACAGCACGAGUGUAGGCACGAGUACAGAUUAAAAACGUGUCAGGGUAAAUCGUAACGCUGUACGAUGACAACAGCUCGCAAUCGCCCACAUCGAUUAUAUCGUAUACAUUUUAAAUUUACAUCGUUUAACUCGGACGCUAUAGUUGUACAUUAUACACUACAGUGUAAUAAUAUAAUAUGGCACAGAAAGAAAAAUAUUAUACCUACUCGAAUACUUAUACCGUAUAGUUAUUGAAACGGAUAAAAGUUUACGAUACCUAUUGGUACAUCGCUGUAGGUAUUUCAAUUGCGUAUGACCCUUUAUAUAAUAUCAUGAUAAAACUAUCAUCGUGAUAAACAACAUACAUGAGCGAAUAUAAGUACAUAUAGUUGCUGUAUAGGAGGUACCUUAUAUUACAUGUGACGUUCGCCUUGAUUACGGGCUAUGCGCGACAAAUUUACGGGUAUACACUUUAUCGGGGUUUUGCGUUUUAAAUAUCUGUACGAGAAAAAAAAAAAACGAAUCGAAACAAUUCAAUAUCAAACAUUUAAAACUACAUACUAUUGGUAAACAUUACUGGAAAUAAAUAUUAACGUAUCAACACUAUGGGUAAACUCCAUAUCGUCUGUAAAUUUAAAUUUAACGGGUACACAAAACAUUUUCAUCGAAAAUCUCAAAUUGAACAAUUAAUAUUGAACUAGUAUGUUUUUGUUCACACCGAAGCUCAAGAUUUUUCGUCUUUAAACUAAUUUUCUGCAUAAUUUUGAUCAAAAGUCUCGUGCAGAGUUAAAUAGAAAAUUAACUACAAAUUAAACGAUGCUACCUAUCGACGGAUAACACAAAUGUUCAAUACUUGACGCCCAUCACAAAAUCGAAAACAAUUGAACCGCAAGCGAAACGAAUACUGAAAAUAAGAAUUGAAAUUUUAACCGUGACCUCUAUUUAUAAGAUAAUAUAGUUUUCGAAUGACGCAAACUGUCGUGUUUAAAUUUAAAUAAAUAAUAGGUAGGUUCUUCACUGUUCUGUAAUGACGAGUGAACUAAACGAAGCAAGUGUCCAACAUAUUUGUACGAGGUAUCUCACACUCGUUAACAUUAUUAUACUAUCAAUGCAAACUAUUUAUAAUAUUUAUUUUAUUUUUUUUUUUAUUUCUUAACCAAAAAUAAGACAGUUGAUAAAUUGAGGAGGGGGUAGUAAAUCGCGAGUUAUAACUUUAAAUAAUAAUUUUAAAUUGUUAUACAGGGUUAUCGACAUAACGUAAGACACUCAUUAUCUCGGAAAAUAUUAAUUCUUUUCGGAAUUUGUUUUUUAUAAACUGUAAGAAACACGUCGUUACAAAAUGUUAAAUUGCUAUUAUUUUUUUGUAUCAAAUUUUGACGUAAAACCGUAAAUAUAUACGGCUUUUUAAAACAUGUAUAACCGAAUUCCGAUCAAAAUCGUUUUUCGUUAGCAACGAUUAAUCGUUGCACACAGAUAUAUAGACAUUCCCCUUUAUAUUUUUCUUACCUUCCUAACUUCUCACUUAUAACAGUGGCUAUCCAUCGUGCAAAUUAUGUCCGUCUUUUUGGGGGUGAAACUUACUUUACUUUUGACUUUUAAAUAGCAACCUGUAUUCAAAAAUCCAAAAUUCGACGAGUGUUAUAGUUGUAAUACAAAAUGUAUUGAAAUAUUUGAUUUCGGUCAAUCCGUUGACGAGAUAUUCCACUUCUAAGUUCUAGUAGGGGGAGAGUAGUAGAACAUUCAAGCGCCCGCCGCCAUACAAAUUAUGCUUCACUAGGUAUUUUCCGCAUGCCAAAACUUAAAAGUGGAAUAUCUCGACAAUGGGUCUACGGAAAUCAAAAAUGUCAAUACCAAAAUGUAUUUUAACUAAUUUUCUAUAUAUUUAUGGACAUUUUAAUAUAGGUUGUCAUUUAAAAAAACAAUGUAAGUUUUACUCCUAAAAAUAAGGGCGAUAAAAAAUAACAUAAAUGUUAAAUUGUAGAUUUACUUGUUUCUUAAAUGUUCAAGAGACAAAUUACGAAAAAAGUCAAUGAUUAUUAUUGCCUUUCGUUGUGUUGAUCAUUCUGUAUUAUAGAUAUCAGGCGGAUAUGAAACCUUUGCAUAAAGUACCUAUACACAACAUAACGAGAAUACACGUCGUUAGAAGUAUUACUGAAUUGAUACCCGAUAACCCGAUCAAAUUGGUGCCCAAACAGACAUAAAAAUUGGGUUUGGCGUCCAAGCGAUUUGAGAUGUUUUUUCGAGACAUGUACGCCAUAUAAUGAUGCUUACUUAACUAAAGUAUAAAUGAUAAAAUAAUAUUUAUAAACCGGAAAUAGUAAAUAUAACUUUACGAAACAGGAAAUGUUUGAUUAUAUAUAAUGCUAUAUGGUAACUUACAUAAUAGAGCACUCAUCAUAUCGUUAUUUCAAUGAGAGACUAUCCCUAUGGUUUCAUAAAUGAGAUAAGAUUAUUUUUAUCUUACUUCUGCGGUAUAACAAUCGAUAAAACACGUUCACGCGAAAUUUUCAAUCUCAAUGCGAUAUGUGUAAUUCCUCGUAAAAUUGUAAUUAAUUAAUUCCGUUUUGUUUUUAAUUUUUCUUAAAAUUAAAAUAAUACAUAAUAUACAUAUUUUAAUCUCUUCAAUUGGCGUGAUAAUAAGUAACAAAAGGUAGGUAAUAAACAAGAGACGGCUGACUGAAAAAGAACAUAGGUGCAUCGUUAAUUAUUAUUACGUACACAUAAACUGUUAAUCUCCGUUAUUUAAAAUAAAAAAUUUAAGUCAAUACAAAACAAUUUACACAUAUCGAUUUUAAUCAACUAAUGUAAUUUUCUCUAUAAAUAACAAACUUACAACUUGUUUAAAUAGGUAGUGAACUUUGGAUUUGUUAUGUGCUUAUACACCUACUAUUCCAAAGAACCUUGAAUAAUUUGUUAUUGAAAAUGAUGUGCUUGUUUUCUCUUUAUACAUUGUUUUUAAAUUUUAAAAACAAUGUAUACAAAUAACGAUAGGACGAAAUGCUAUAAGUAUCCAGGAAUUUAUUACUUAUGUUAAACCGUCUAAAUUUUAACAUUAAAAUUUUACUAUAGAAUAUUAUUAUUGCAACAUAUUUUAGUUGUAAUUCAAACCUAUUAAUAUAGGUACGUAUAUAAUAUUAUUUCAAAUUGUAUCAUUUGUUCGAACUUUUAUUUUAUUUAUGCGUUAGAAAAACAUGUAUAAUGCGAUAUAAUCUAAUCACGUAUUUUCAUAUUUUAAUAUAGGGCCCCACGAUUCCUGCGAUGAACGCUUUAUUGGCUCAAUGGGUGCCAGUAGGCGAACGAUCUCGUAUUGGAUCAUUUGUAUUCGCAGGUAAAUAUACAAUAUAUAAAAAUAUAUUGCUAACUUUAUUUAUUGAUGAAAUAAAUAACAAUAAAUUGUUUAAAUCGUCAAUACUCAAAAACCAGUAAAAAUGUUCCGUUAUUUUCAUAUGUGAUAUUUAAAACGUGUAGAUUUUACACCCGAUAUAGUACUAUAUUUGAAAUACACUUUUUAAAUUACUUUUACUGUUCCGAAGAAUAAAAAAAAAAAACAUAUGCAGCAAAGUUUCAUCGCUAGUCAAAUUUUCCCUCGGCAAACUUGUUGCAUAUCCUAUUCAUAUAAACACAUUUUAACCAAGAUACUUUCAUGAAUAUGUGUAAGAGUAUUUAAAACCCGCCAUUUCUCACGAAAUUAUGAAAUUUGACCAUAAGAAUGGUUGAAGAGGGGGUUGAAAGUUGAAAUCAUAUAAAGGAACAUCUUUGAUAUUCACACCAUUCGUGUACGAAAUUUUGCCUCCCUGGUUUCAUCUUGGGGAUCUGUAUAAAGCUAAUAAAACACGUUCCUUCCGAAACAACAGCGUCAAGUUCAUAUUGAAGUUCAACUAAAAUGUUAUUACUUUAAUCUGCCUAUAAAAAACCUUAAUACCCGAGUUUUAACUCUUUUGGUCCACAGGGACACGCUAAAAAUAUCCAAAUGUACUGGAAAACAGAUAGAUAAAUAUCAUAAAUAUAAUACCAUGUAAUAAUAGUCUCUAUUUUUGGGGAAAAUUUGACAAUGAGGAAUUAAGAGAAUAUAAAUUAAAUUAUACUACGGUCUAUGUAUAUAAUGCUCUAUACAUUCCUAACUUCCUACCUAUUACAGUGGCCUACCAAUGACGCAAAGUAUAUCGGUGGUUUUAUUACUUACCAUCUAAAUUCGUUGUUGCCGUUAGGUAAUAUGAUCGGUACGAUUGUCGCUCAAAGUUCAGCCGGCUAUCUGCUCAAGAUAACCGAUGACGAUUGGCCUUUGGUGUUUUACGCGUCCGGAGUUGUGGCGCUGGUUUGGUACGUGUUCUGGAAUUUCUUGGUUUAUAACACGCCUAACGAACAUCCCACGAUAUCCGAACAAGAACUUAACUACCUAGAACGUCAUCUGAAAGGAGUCAAUAAAAAUAAGGUAAGUACCGACGUGUUAACUAUUUUAUCAUUGGUCUUAGGGAAGAAGGGUAGAGGUCAAUUUUUGAAUAUUUUUUUUUUAUAAUUCCGUCCAAUAUAUAAUUCCCCCGCUUUUUUUUUUUUUUUUGAUCAAAAUUGAAUCAAUGUUUGUACAAUGUGCAUACUAAUAAAAUUUACUUAAGCCCUUUUUCUCUGGGGCCGAAGAUAAUAUACUAUAAACCACAUUGAUUUACGAUUUUCAAGUGCUUCGGCGUCGGGAGUAGGUAUAAUGUAAACGCAGCGUUACUCAAAAUGUUAAAUUUCUUUUGACAUAUUAUUGCAUAUUUAUAAUAGGUAUGUAUUACAUAAAAAAAAAUUAAUGUUUAUCGUAAUUAUAAGUUGAAUAAUUUUUGACAUUAUAGAAUAAACUAAAAUCCACACCGUGGUCGGCCAUGUUGUCGUCGGGUCCAAUGUGGGGUUUGAUGAUCGGUCAAAUCGCGCACGACUGGGCUCUGUUCAUGAUAAAUGCUGACUUGCCAAAAUACAUGAAGAGCGUCAUGAAAUUUUCCAUCGCAGAAGUAAGUUGAAACGAUUAUUAUUGGAAUAAAUAGCAAUUUGAUGCAUUUUACACAAUAAUUUGAUUAGGUUAAUAGCGUUCCAUUUAAUUAUGAGCAUAUAUUUAUUACAAUAAAUUUGUACGAAAAAAUUAUAUUGUUCCUUAAAAAAAAAAAUCCUUUUUGAAACUCGCCAUAACCGUUUGUAUGUAUUUCCAUUUUUGCAUAAUUUUUAAAACUCAAUAUCUUUAGUAUUUUUAAUUCCUUUUAGCCAAAUUUCAGUUAUUUAGGUAUAAAAUGAUUAUUGGAACGUGUGGCUCAUUUUUUCCAAACAAAAUUGCGUAGCUUUCAAAAGUUACGGAUAAAAUUGGACAUGAAGUUCAUUCAUUUUUUUUUUUGUUUUUACAAUUUCCGCUAUUCUAGACUCAAUUAUCGUCAUAGUAUUCAACAUUGUUGUACUUUUCUACACGGCCGUUUAUAAACAAUUUUAAUAAAUUAAAAAUUGUUCAUAGUUUAUUAUUUGUAUUUAUUAAUACUAAUACGUGUUUGGUGUGUUAAUAAACAUAUUACAUUUUAUCAGACAGGCGUAUGGAGUUCAAUGCCUCACUUGCUGAUGUGGGUUUUCGCCAUAUUAACGGGAUGGCUAAGUGACUACCUGAUAACUAACGAUAAAUUAGAAAUAUUGCAACAAAGAAGAUUGUUUUCAACAAUAGGUAUUUAUGUGAUAUAGUAUAGUUAAUAGUUAAAUAAUUAUGAAAGCCCUGUUUUGAUUUUAUUUUUUAUCGGUAUAAUUUCAUUUAUUAAUAAAAUAUUUAGACCCGUUUAUCAUUUAAAAGACCGUACUAUAUACAUAUUUGGAGAUCGGCGAAGCUGACUGAAAUCUUGUAUAAUAUUUGCACCUGUCCGCCUAUCGAUUAGUGUAAAAUUUAUGAAAACCGGUUUGAUUUAAAUUGAAAAUUCGAUUUUUCGCAAAAUACCGAACAAUAAUUUAAACCAUGCGCAUUUUUCUAGCUUGUGUUGGACCUAUGUUGGGAACGCUGGCGGCGUCGUACGCGGGCUGCGACAAGGUAAAAGUAGUGGCGUUGUUCACCAUAGGCAUGGCCACCAUGGGCUUUUUUUAUUCGAGCAUGAAAGUGAACGUAAUGGAUUUGAGUCCAAAUUACGCGGGUCCCGCGAUGGCUUUGGUGAACGGAGUCGGAGCCGUUGCCGGAAUUGUUUCACCACCUCUCAUCGGAUACCUCAUACCAAACGUAAUGAUGAAAUUCAGCAUUUUCAUAUCAUCAUUUUUUUGUUCUCAUUUGAUUUUUGUUUGUAGAACACUUUAUUGGAAUGGCGAAAUGUGUUUUGGAUCAGUGGUGGUGUAGUUAUAGUGGCGAAUAUGAUUUACGUCAUGCUAGCUUCGGCGUCGAUUCAGUGGUGGAACGAUCCGGUGCCUACCACUGAAACAAACGACGGUAAUUAUUAUAGUAUCUUAUGUAAUACAUUAUUUGAAUUUAUCUUCGUCUUUAUCUUAAGCAAGAUAAAGGUAAGGUCAGUAUUGUUAUUCUCGCUGGCUGUAUAAUAAACAGUCGAGUCGCGAUAACUCGAAGUUGAAGCGGGAUGAAAAAUUCGCUUCGAGAUAUGUAUUAUUCAUGAUGCCUAACUCGAAUUUAUCACAAUUAAAUCAAAACUUUGAGUUAUGCAAUGAAAUAUAAUUUUAAAAUUUAACGAUAAAAAAAAAACGUUAUGAAAUAAAAUAAAUACAGUGGUAUCAUAAGUAUGAUACCAUGUGUAUUACAUAAUACAUACGAGUAUGUAUUAUUCAUUAGAUAAAUUAGUAAAAAAUUGGUGUGGGGAGUUACUUUAGGGAGACCAUUUUUCAAUUUUCUCAAGAGUUUUUUCAUAAAAUGCGAAAAACUGGAAAAAAAAAACGGAAAAUUGUACUUUUGACUUUUGUUCAUAAAUAUACCUUUUUAUAUUGGAUUCGUAUCUUCCAUUCAUUAAAUUAUAAUAUCAAAAUAAUUAUCCAACCAAACGAAAGAAAAAAAAAGGCGUAUUGUUAUGUUGUAUAUAAACAAUUAUUUUAAAACUAUCGGAGUGUUUUAAUGGAUAUAAUAUAAAUUAUAAUUAAUUAUUGAGCUGUACGAUAAUAAUAAUAACAUGUUCGGAAAUCAAAAUUAUAAUUUCAUAAUAUUCGUUGGGUCAUCCACUUUGUAAAUACACGCGGGUGGUAAAAUAAUUAUUUUGUCGAUCAAUAAUUAGUCACCUAUGACCUAUCAAUUCAGUGAAUAAUCGGUUUUUUUUUUUAAAUAUAAGUUUAUUUAACUUUAAAUUAAUUUCAUUUUUAUUUUCAGAGGCUGAAUUGUAAAAAAAAAAAAAAAAAAUGUGCAUAUCGCCAUAUUUUUACUCAGACCGCAGUCGGGCUGAGAUUAUUAAAAAAGAAAAAAAAAACGUAUUACGGGAACAGUGAGUUUAAAAAUGUCGAAAUAUUGUUAAUAAAUCAACAUUUUGAUUUGUUGCAUCAUUCGCAUUUUCUCAUUCUGUUGAAUAUCGCUGGGACGAUACGGCGGUAAAAUCUUUUUAGACGGUAAUAAUUGAUUUUACUUUACGUUAAUUUGUCCCGACGCAAUCAAUUAGAUUAUAAUAUUUGAUAAUUUGUAUCAACUUGAGUUAUUUUAUGAUUAUUGUUAUUUUUUUUAAUUUGUAUGGGAUUUCGUAAUAUUUCGAAAUUCAACAACAAAUACAUUUAUACUUUUCGAAAUUAUUUUUAUUUUUUAUUAGAGUUAAAAAUAUUGUACCCACUCCCGUGUAUUCAAUUUUUUCCGCAAAAACGCGAAACAAAAUAUUACUUAUAUUAGAAUAACUAUAUUUUUCGUCAUGGUUGACAGUUGAGACUACGAUAAGUGGGCAUAGACAAUAAAUGUCCAUAGAUGUGAUAUUUGUUGCCUAUCGUGUUUAUUGUAAACCGACGGUUUGUUUGCACGUAGAAUUUUUUGUUAUAGCUACGAUUGCACGCGAGAAUAAUAUUAAAAACAAUGUAAUAGUUUUAAUCGUAAUAAAAAACAAUUAAGACGAGAAUAUUUAAAUGUCGACUCGAAACGUUUAGCCGCGUCAUAACUUUUCGUAGUUAUAUUAUUUUCAAUUUGUUUACUUUUUAGUGUUUAUGUGUUCAUAUUAUGCGUGUUUGCACGUAAAUCAUAACGAUAUUGUAAUUAUAUGUUUAAGUUACGUAGGUGUUAAAACGAUACAUUGUAAGUAUUAGCGAUGUUUGUAUACAAAAUAUAAUAUUUAUGUACUGUUAAUAAAAAAAUGGAUUAUCAAUCGUGAACUUAUCGGCAACUUAUGUUACCGAUAGUAUGGACGUGGUAUUGUACCGCCCGCUCUCAGACGCGUCUCAGAUGACUCGAAAACCAGGCCGAACAUAA